Molecule: messenger RNA, 2293 nt
Organism: Notolabrus celidotus (New Zealand spotty)
Lineage: Eukaryota; Metazoa; Chordata; Actinopteri; Labriformes; Labridae
Product: cyclic nucleotide-gated channel cone photoreceptor subunit alpha-like
Exons: 5
Coding region: 1-1767 (588 amino acids)
Biological process (GO): monoatomic cation transmembrane transport
Cellular component (GO): intracellular cyclic nucleotide activated cation channel complex; plasma membrane
Molecular function (GO): intracellularly cAMP-activated cation channel activity; intracellularly cGMP-activated cation channel activity; protein-containing complex binding
Source: RefSeq, a predicted model, not a curated record
AUGAACAACAGCAACAACAAUGACGGGAAGAAAGAUGAGAAGAAGGACGAGAAGAAGGACGAGAAGAAAGAUGAGAAGAAAGAUGAGAAGAAAGAUGAGAAGAAGGACGAGAAGAAGGACGAGAAGAAGGACGAGAAGAAAGAUGAGAAGAAGGAUGACAAGAAAGACGACAAAAAAGAUGCAAAGAAGGAUGAACCCCCAAAGGAGGUGUUCAUCCUGGACCCCGCCACAGACGUGUACUACUACUGGCUGUGUACCAUCUCCGUCCCGGUCUUCUACAACAUGAUGCUCCUGGUUGCCAGGGCUUGCUUUAAUGAGCUGCAGUACACAAACACGUCGACAUGGAUGAUUCUGGACUACGGCUCAGAUUUCCUGUACCUCGUGGACACCUUUGUGAGAGCGAGGACAGGUUUUCUGGAGCAAGGCCUGCUCGUUAAGGACGAGAAGAUCCUGAAGGAAAGGUACAUGAAGACACGUCAGUUCAAACUGGACGUCCUGUCGCUCGCUCCCACCGACAUCAUCUUUCUUUAUAUCGGUAUCGACAACCCGGAGUGGAGGUUCAACCGUCUCCUCAGGUCGGCCCGGCUCUUUGAGUUCUUUGACCGGACUGAAACUCGUACCAACUUCCCUAACAUCUUCCGAAUCGGGAAUCUGGUCCUCUACAUCAUCAUCAUCAUCCACUGGAACGCCUGUCUCUACUUCGCCAUCUCCAAGGUGCUAGUCUUCGGCUCGGACACCUGGGUGUACCCGAGCAUGAACAACCCAGAAUUUGCUCGCCUGCCCAGACAGUACAUCUACUGCUUUUACUGGUCCACUCUCACCCUGACCACCAUCGGAGAAACGCCGCCCCCCGUCCGAGACAUCCAGUACUUCUUCGUGGUAGUCGACUUCCUCACUGGAGUUCUGAUCUUUGCCACGAUUGUCGGAAACGUCGGUGCCAUGAUUUCUAACAUGGGCGCUGCACGUGUGGAGUUCCAGUCGAAGAUCGACUCCAUCAAGCAGUACAUGCAUUUCCGAAAGGUCACCAAAGACCUCGAGGCGAGGGUGGUGAAAUGGUUCGACUACCUGUGGACGGAGGACAAAACCUGUGACGAGAAGCUGGUGCUGAAGAAUCUGCCGGACAAGCUGAAGGCAGAGAUAGCCAUCAACGUGCACCUGGAGACCCUGAGUAAAGUCAGGAUCUUUCAGGACUGUGAGGCCGGUCUGCUGGUUGAGUUGGUCCUGAAACUUCAGCCUCAGGUGUUCAGUCCCGGCGACUACAUCUGUAAGAAAGGUGACAUCGGAAAGGAAAUGUACAUCAUCAAAGAGGGGAAGCUUGCCGUGGUUGCAGACGAUGGGGUGACGCAGUUUGUCGUCCUCAGCGAUGGGGCGUACUUUGGAGAAAUCAGCAUCCUCGGCAUCAAAGGCAGCAAGGCGGGGAACCGAAGAACCGCAAACAUCCGAAGCGUCGGCUACUCUGAUCUGUUCGCCCUCUCCAAAGACGAUCUCAUGGAGGCGCUCAUCGAGUAUCCAGACGCCAAAACGCUCCUGGAGGAGAAAGGCAAGGCCAUCCUGAUGAAAGAUAACCUCAUCGACGAGUCGCUUGUCGCUGCGACCGACGCCAAAGACUUGGAGAAUAAAGUCAACCAGAUUGAAGCCAGUCUGGAUAUCAUGUCAGCCAAAUUUAGAAAGAUGACGGCGCAGUACGAGUCCCACCAACGCAAAAUCAAACAGCGGCUCGUGAACAUGUCGAACCAGGUCCAUACACUCAAAAUGGACGAUUAUUAGAGUUUGGUGUGUCUGCUGCAGGGAUUUGGGACUACUACACAUUCCAUGGUCCCAGUAGGACUCCCUGUGCUGAGCGGCGUAAAUCCAACUGGACGAUGACGAUGGGAGUUACAGUCUUAGAGAGUUUAACUUUUGCUUCUUUGUCCUUUAAGCAGACUGUUUCUGAUUUGCACCAUCGUCAUUUUAUUUUGUACUGACAUCAGUUUCUUUUCUGAAAACCAAACAAAAUGUUUAUGAAAGAGCUGAUUAAGAAAGGACUGUAGAGAUUACCAGGCUUGUUUGCUUCUCCUUUAACAGAUCUGAAUGUUCUGAUUUUAAAGCUGUUUGUCUCCGAAAGAAAAGACAUCAGAACGAAGGCGUACAUCAAUAUUCAUGUUUCUACAAAGCAAUGAUGAGCAAUAACACGACAUCUCUACGUGUGUGAAUGUAAAUAAAAGUAUUCUGCUUUUGGUUUUCAUUCCUGAUGUUUGUUGGAUGAUUUCAGAAACACAGCACUUUGCUUUAAGUUUUAUUUCCUGCACUUGUU